Messenger RNA from Amorphotheca resinae ATCC 22711, 387 nucleotides. RefSeq lists its product as hypothetical. The coding region runs from base 1 to 387 and encodes 128 amino acids. The transcript has 4 exons. Lineage: Eukaryota; Fungi; Ascomycota; Leotiomycetes; Helotiales; Amorphothecaceae. The record is from RefSeq and is a predicted model, not a curated record.
AUGGAACAAGUUCGAGCAGCAGCGCGCGAAAUAGGGUUUCUCUAUGUGGCUGAACAGUCUAGAACGGAGCUGGGCGUUCAAGAGCGCCCAGCAUCGAUCCAAAGUUCACAAGUAACACAUUUAAACAAGACAGCAGAGUUCUUUAAGCAAUCCAUGGAAAAUAACAUGGAAGCCUUUACUGGAUUAAUUCCGAAUAAGGCCACUUACCCGAUACGCUUGUACCUUAUCCGAAGGUUUAAGUACCGGUUACCGGACGGCAGGUUUCAAUAUCAUGGUCUGUUCCUUGCUGGCCACUUGGGUAUCUACGGUGUUUAUCGUGGGCCUGGCAACAUCGCACCAGCGUUGCAGUCGGGAGCUCAAUCCCCUCUCGCCAACCCAUUAGCAUGA